AAAUCUGUCGUGCCUAGUAGCCGGAGUCCACAUCCCGAGUCUGAAAUCAAUCUAUCUAAAAGUACAUGAGCAGUCGCGAGUCCCAGUGAUUGUUUACUGUAAACAUGCCGCCGUGUUGACCAAGGACCAAGAUGCCAGAAAGAAGAGUAGUCAGCCUUCAUGAUGGCAGCCAAAUGCCUACUGUUGGUCUCGGAACUUGGAAGGCCGAGCCUAGCAAAGUUGGCAAUGCUGUGUCGGUCGCCAUACGCGAGGGGUAUCGGCAUAUCGACUGUGCAGCCGUGUACGGCAAUGAGGGCGAGGUCGGACAGGCGCUGAUCGAGUCUAUGCAGUCGGGUGUCGUGAAGCGUGAGGAAAUGUUCAUCGUCUCCAAGCUAUGGAAUGCAGAUCACCAGCAUGCGAAAGUUAAGCCGGCACUGGAGCGGUCACUGAAGCUACUGAACUUAGACUACAUUGACUUGUAUCUGAUGCACUGGCCACUUGCUAUGCACGACGAUCGAUCUCUGAAUUUCGACAUACAUUUCAUGGAGACGUGGAAGGCGAUGGAGGAGUUGGUCGACUGUGGUCUGGCACGGCACAUCGGCCUAUCUAACUUCAACCAGGCGCAGAUUUCCGAAGUGCUGUCCUCAGGCAGGAUCCAUCCGGCCGUUCUCCAGAUAGAGAACCAUCCGUACCUGACCCAGACUGAGCUGGUUGAGUUCUGCCUGAGCAACAACAUCCAGGUCACAGCGUACUGCCCACUGGCACGGGCUGGAUUUCCCAGGCCUGACCGACCGGGUAACCUGCUGGAGCACCCCACAGUCUGUAGCAUUGCUGCAGCUCACAAUGCAACACCAACACAGGUGCUGGUACGGUUUCAGCUGGAGCGUGGUAUCACUGUCAUACCAAAGUCAGUCACGGCCGAGCGUAUAAAGGAGAACAUACAGGUGUUUGCUUUCUCCUUUUCUGACGAGGAAAUGAAGUCACUGCAUGCUAUCAACCUGGACUGGCGAAUCGUGCCGAACGAAGGUUGUCGUGAGCAUCCACUGUUCCCGUUCUCCCUCUAGGCCCGUGUAGUCUGCUGCUUGAACUUCAGAAUGUUUAGAAACCGUGUCCGGGCAAAUGGCAUGGGAUGAACACCGAGCUGGACUCGCCGUCCUAUUUGCCACCGACACCGAAAACGAUAGGAUACUAAUUAUUAUUAUAGUCUUCGCUAGCAUAUUGCUGCAUUGCAUCAGUGCUACUGCCGCUGCUGGAGCUGUUGCUGUUUCCCAUUAAGUGUCUUGCUAUUGAGAUCACUGGAUGUCAGUCUGUCAUGAAUUCUGUGCUAAACUGCUGGCGUGUUAGGCAAGCAUGGUGAAAAUGUACUGAAGAAAAUAUUUCCCCUUCUCCGCUAUGUUGUUCACACGGCCCUGGAAGCUUCCUGACCUUACCGUACGGUCUGUGGCAUUUUACGAAAUUGAUUGUAGCCAAUGCUGUAUUGAGUAUGAAGUAUUGGUUAGUUUUACACUAGGUGCUGCAACCGAUUUCUUAUUUAUUCCAGAUUUCUAAUUCUUCUGCUGCUGCUGGUGUUUUUUUGUAUGUUUUAGUUCCAAGUUUGUUGUCAGUGGCUUUUGUACUUAUAGUCUUGCACGGCUAUCAGUGCAUCUGGUG
This is a messenger RNA of Sycon ciliatum, 1629 nucleotides long. RefSeq names its product aldo-keto reductase family 1 member A1-like. The coding region runs from base 132 to 1043 and encodes 303 amino acids. The record is from RefSeq and is a predicted model, not a curated record. The transcript has 11 exons. NCBI's taxonomy places the organism in Eukaryota, Metazoa, Porifera, Calcarea, Leucosolenida, Sycettidae. Gene Ontology annotation, cellular component: cytosol. Gene Ontology annotation, molecular function: aldose reductase (NADPH) activity.